This is a messenger RNA of Pogoniulus pusillus (Red-fronted tinkerbird), 2564 nucleotides long. RefSeq names its product transmembrane protein 221 (gene TMEM221). The transcript is spliced from 3 exons. The coding region runs from base 227 to 1126 and encodes 299 amino acids. NCBI's taxonomy places the organism in Eukaryota, Metazoa, Chordata, Aves, Piciformes, Lybiidae. The record is from RefSeq and is a predicted model, not a curated record.
CCCCGGUCCUCUCCGGUCUUCCCUGGUCGGGCGGCGGUCGAGGGUGGCGAAAUCCCGAGGGGAGCGCAGCUGCCGCCGCCGGUUCCCCAUCCCGGGUACACCGCGGACAGAGCGCAUCCAGCUUCGGCGGAGCGGAGCGGGUUUGCCAGCUCGGAACCUUGCCCGGUUCCUGCUGCCGGUUCUCGGUGCCCCCUUCCCGGCCUCGGAUCCCGGUACCGGCCCCGUUAUGCCCGCCGCCUACCCGCAGCGAGCCCUGACGGUGCUCCUGCUCUUCGGGACUCUGGCCGCUGCCAUGGCCCUGCUCGCUUCCAGCCUCAUCUUCCAGCUGCCGUCGGGAAGGGCUGGAACAGGUUCCGGUGCUGCUCCCGGUACGGGGAAAGGAGCUUUACCGGAGCCUGCUGCCGCCGUGCUGCUGUCGGUGUCGGCCGUGCUGGCCGCGCUCUGCCUGGUACUCAACGUCAGCUGCCUCCUGCUCUGCCUCCUCCACGGCUACUUCAGCACCGAGCUGUGCCGCGGGCAGCCCGGGCUCGACCGGGCAGAUUGGUUCCUCCUGAACAGCAGAACCGUUCGCCACACUGCCAUCGGCCUCUUCUGCUGCGGGGUCUCAGUCUACCUGACAGCUCUUGCCAUCUACAUGCUGCUGCUGUUCGAGCUGGAGGCUGGCAUUGCCAGCGCCUGCAUCCUCUGCUCUGGCAUCAUCGUGCUGCUGAUCUCGGUCACCCACGCCCUGCUCCGAGCUUCCCGAGCCUCUCGCCGCGGCCGCUCCGACCUCUCCCACACCCUCUACGAGAACGACUCUGCCCAGCACGGAGAAUCCUCCAGCAGCGACCUGAACAACAAGAACGUUGCUUCACCCCGCCCCCGGCCUGAAAUCCACCGGGAAUUCUCCUUCCCUCCUUUCCUGGAGCGCAAAUCCCAGCUGGGUUCCGCUGCCAGCAGCAACCUCACUUCUUCGGGAGAGCUUCGCUCCGAGAGCUGCAACCCACCCAGGACGCACAGGACACUGGCAGCAGAGCCUGGGCUGCUGCAAGCACAGGGCAAGCCCUGGAAUGGAGUCACUCAGGAGAUGAGGAAUGUCCUGGCCAGGAAGCCUGGAGCUUCGGGCAAGGACUCCACGCUGGUCUGAGUGGGUCUUGUGCCACCUCAGCUCACCCCAGGGCAGCUGUGGGCACCACCAGCCCGGGGCAAGCUUUGCAUCUCUGCUCAGAGGUUAAAUCAGGUCCCCUCCCGACUCGGAGCAAGGAGGUGGGGGGCUGAGUUCCCACCCUCUGGGGGCUGUGCAGCUCCUGCUCCGUGUUCUUUGCUGCCUUUGCUGAGGGGACCUCCCUGGCACUCCAAGCCAGAAGCCCCCAGACCCUCCUGCCACUGCCCACAUUGGCAGGGCAGCAGCUGGCAGCGACUCAAGCAGGACCCUCCAAGCUCACUCAGCUCUGGCCAGGGAAGUGGAACAUGUGGGUGAGAAGCAGCAUGGACCUCGUGCAGAAGCAGACUCUGCCCUCCCUCCCCAGCAGGUGCCAGCUGGCAGCACAUCUUUGCCUCUCCUCUGCCUCCUUUCUUCCUCCUCCCCCCACCCUCAGGAGCCUGCCCAGCACCCAGGUGGCCUCCUUCAGCCAACCCCAGCAGGCAGCCAGGUGGGUGACUGAAAAACGAAGGAGCAGAGAGUGAGGUGGAGCCAGAGGAGUCUGCAAGCUGCAGAGGGUGGGGUUGGGGUGGCACAGAGCCUGCUGCUUGGCCACCAGGACACCCAGCCCCCAGCAGCUCACCAGGCAGGCAAAGGGCUGUGCCAGAGCAGCUCUGGUGCCCUGCUUUGCUCAGAGGUGGAGGAACCUCUCUGGGCCCAGAAUCCUGGAGUCCCAGCAGGGCAGGGGGAGUGAGAAAGGACCUUGAGAGCUCACCCAGCCCAACCUCCCUGCUCCAGCAGGGCACCCACAGCAGCUUGCCCAGGAGCACAAUGCCCAGGGGGGUUUGGAAGCUCUGCAGAGAAGGAGACUCCACAACCUCUCUGGGUAGCCUGCUGCAGGCCUCCAGCACCCUCACACCAAACAAGUUUCUCCUCCUGCUCAGCUGGCACCUCCUGGUUUCCAGUCUGUGCCCCUUGCCCUGUCCCUGGGCACCAGUGAGCAGAGUCUGGCCCCAGCCUUUUACUCCUCACAGACUGGCUGAUGGCAGCACCAGGCUGGGUUCUCCCCCACUUCCUCAUCCCCCAGCAACCAGUCAAACACUUCAGGUUGUGCAGGGGGAGGCUCCCUCAGCUCCUGUGCUGCAAUCCUGACAGAUCCCUCUUACCCCAAACACAGCCCCAGCUCCUCUGGCAACAGCCUGGCACUGCUUUGAACCCUGCAGCCUUGGCAAACGCUUCAGCAGAACAGAACUGGUGGUUCCAGGAGGGUUGGAGAUGUCUCAUCUCUCUUUCCAGUGCCCUCCAAGUACAGCUCUGCCUCUCACUGCUUGACAAGGGAUGAAAAAAGGCCUUUUUUUUGGUGGUGUUCUGCUUCUUUUCCCCCCUCCCCCUCUCUUGAAAGGCUCUGCCCAGCUUUGUUUUGCUCUGUGCCCAGCUUUGUUUU